UCGGCUACACAUGUGUCUCACUUCGAACCUCAUUCGGGUCACUACUCGCUCGUGACCUCUGACCUGUCGGAUUCCAGCGCCUCUCACUCAGUGUAAACAGUGCCUAUUAUAUUGCCUUUGCGUAACUUUAGAAAACAAAGUGAAAGAGCAACAUAAGAUCAACAUACAUCUGACUUACAGUGCUUUCGCAUAACUAGAAAACAGUGAAGUAUCUACUCCAAACUUCUUAUAAGAAAACAACCGCAAGUAUGAAGGGCCCUGUGGCAACCCUUAAACCCGAAGAAGGUCCGAGGUUCAUUGGACCUGACACUCCAAUCGACUCCUGGCCCUCCGUGUACAUCAAGGAGGAGCUGCUCGAGUCGGCGGACAACAACAACUCGAACUCGCCGGACCCGCUCAAGACUUCCAAGGUCGAGCUCGGCGAAGGGCUUGAGGACCAGGUCGUCGCACACACCGAUCUAUCUGAUGGAGAAGCUCGCGUGGAAGUGUCCAGCUCGACCAACGGCGCCGUCGCCGUGAACACUUCGCCCGCACAGCACGACUCCUUCCUCGCCCUCUGCGGCGACGCCAACGACCAGCCGCAGGAUGUCUGUGGGUUCUUCUUUGCAGGCGACAACGGCCGCGUGACGCCCGUGGACCGCGAGAUCAAGCUGUCUCCCGCCGCCCGCAACAGCCCCGAGUUCGUCUCCACGUACAUCCAGCAGCUCGACAACUACCCCGCCGCCCAGCCCCCGCCCCCACAGUGGUACAGCUACAGCAGCAGUCAGUGGGCGCCAUACGGUUACCUCCCCCGCGCCGCCGACGGCAGUCUACACCGCCAACUACUACGCCCCGCAGCCGUACUCUUCCGGCCAGCAGUCGCCGCAGCAGAUCUACUCCGGGCAGCACGUCACCUACUACGCGGCGCCGCCCCCGCCCGCGUUCGCGCACCCCGGCUGGGGCCCUCCCCCUCACAGCCCCAACCCCGCCAAUGCCCCGUCGCCGACCCUGCCCUCCCACGGCUCGUCGGGGCCGCUGCCGCCCUUCAGCCACCCGCAGCGGGGCUCCUUCACCUACAGCUCCCCGAUCUACCACCCGGCCUCCACCUCCCACCUGGACGAGGCCGAGCCCCACGCCGUCCACACGACGCACUCCGGCCAGACCUCGCACUCCGCCAUGCACGGCCAGACCAGCGUGUCGCCGCACUCCUCGCCGGCGCACACCACGCACCUGCCUCCCCUGGGCCACCCCGCCCACCCCGCCCACCUGCCCGCGCCCCACCCGGCCAGCCUCCCGCACCACGUGACCCAGAGCGGCGCGACGAUGGGCCUGAGCGGCGUGAAGUGCGAGCCCAGGGAAGUGACGAGCACCAGCAGGAACCCCGACCAGGCGAUGCCCGCCUCCACCGGGCGCUCGUCCACGCGCGUCUUCAGCUCUGCGCUCGAGGCCACCUGCGCGCUCUGCGGGGUCAAGUUCGCGUCCUCCGGGCACCUGAAGCGCCACCUGCAAGCCCAUGGUGCCAACAGGAGGUUCCGGUGCCACGCCUGCGACUGUGCCUACAGCCGCCAGGACAACCUCAGAAAGCACGUCGCCGCCGCCCACGAGAACCACAACCCAGCAAACUAAGGGCGGCCUUUCCCUCUGUCGAGUAAGUCAUGCACAAUGGAUUCCCGCGGGGAUGAGUCUUCGUUAUAGCCACGUGUUGGACUUUGAAAUGAGUCGCAUUGCGGUGUGAGAGUUUACUUGUUCCCUGAUCUUGAUGUGCCCAGUUAUUUUUUGCAAUUCUAGUACUGAGCCUGAACUGUUAUUUUUAGGAAGCAUUUUAAUUGUUGUUCUGAUGCAGCGACAAGCUCUGUUUUCGUGCCAAGCAUCAGGAAAAAUGUAAACUUUUACUAUGUAAGUUUACCCCCGAGACUUACUAAAUAUAAAUGUAAAAUAUUGUGAUAAAGCUGUAUUUUUAGCAAUUGUAUUGUAUGUGAUAUGCAUUGCAUAGCAGACCAGACAAUUAACAUGAAUGUGAUAACUCAUGUGCCCGAUGAAUGAUUGAAUAUAUGUGUGUAAAUAUGUAAAUACAGUUUAUAUACUUCCGACAUUAGUUUUAAUUCUAUUAUCAUAAUAAUUCUAGCAAAGGGAAUGAUAUUCUGUUUCCUUACAGAUUAGAGAUCUGUAAGUAAUGGUCAUAUUUAUGCUGUACAUUGGUUGCUUGUAGUUGUAGGUCAAUAAACUUCUUUUUCCCCAUUC
Messenger RNA from Penaeus vannamei (Pacific white shrimp), 2220 nucleotides. The record is from RefSeq and is a predicted model, not a curated record. NCBI's taxonomy places the organism in Eukaryota, Metazoa, Arthropoda, Malacostraca, Decapoda, Penaeidae.